AUGAGACCAUUAAAAUGGAUUUUUUUGUUUCUCCUUGUAUUUUCUGUCACAGCAGUGUGGUAUGUAGCUUUUUCUUCCAACACUGUGAUCGAGCAUACAAACCUCAAGUAUUUCUAUGAAUUUGAACCAAUUUACAAGCAACAUUACCUCUUUACACUGCGGGAGCGCUUGAAAUGCAAAGACAUAAAUCCAUUUCUGGUCAUCUUGGUGUCUUCACGUCCCAAGGAUGUGACAUCAAGGCAGGCCAUCAGGAUAACAUGGGGAUCUCAAAGCUUCUGGUGGGGACAUCGAAUUCUAACCCUGUUCUUGCUAGGUCAGGAUUCUCAAAGAGAAAACAAUGCUGCAGCCCUGUCAGUAGAAGAUGAAAGCAUCCUCUAUGGUGACAUAAUUUGCCAGGAUUUUGUGGACACUUACGACAAUCUGACCUUGAAAACAAUCAUGGCGUUUCGGUGGGUCACUGAGUUCUGUUCAAACACUAGGUUCUUCAUGAAGACUGAUACCGAUGUCUUCAUCAACACUUCUAACUUGGUAAAAUUUCUUCUGAAGCUAAAUUCCUCAGAAAAUAUUUUUACUGGUUAUCCUCUCAUCGAUAACUUUGCCUACAGAGGCUUUUACCAAAAAACAUACAUCUCGUAUGAUGAAUAUCCAUUCAGGUUGUACCCUCCGUAUUGCAGUGGGAUGGGCUAUAUCCUAGAUGGAAAACUGGCCCUGAGAAUUUAUGAACUGAUGAGUCAUAUCAAACCUAUUAAAUUUGAGGAUGUUUAUGUUGGAAUUUGUUUAAAUCUGCUUAAUGUGAACAUCAGUAUUCCAGAAGAUAACCAACAAUUUUUUCUUUAUAAAAUUAAUUUUGAUAUCUGUAAGUACAGGCAUUUGAUUGCAGUACAUGGCAUUACAUCAAGUGAAAUAAUCAGGUUUUGGCAGGAUUUGUCAUCAAACACUUCAGUUACUUGCCUUUGA
This is a messenger RNA of Nestor notabilis (Kea), 957 nucleotides long. It is a transcript of the gene B3GALNT1, whose product is annotated as beta-1,3-N-acetylgalactosaminyltransferase 1 (globoside blood group). Gene Ontology annotation, cellular component: membrane. NCBI's taxonomy places the organism in Eukaryota, Metazoa, Chordata, Aves, Psittaciformes, Psittacidae. The record is from RefSeq and is a predicted model, not a curated record. The transcript has a single exon. The coding region runs from base 1 to 957 and encodes 318 amino acids. Gene Ontology annotation, molecular function: N-acetyl-beta-D-glucosaminide beta-(1,3)-galactosyltransferase activity.